AGCACCAGCCUCUUCCAGAAGUUUCCUCGCUCGGUUUCCACAUCGGUGGGAACACAUGGACUGUCCUGUUUUGAGAGGCGGUUCUAUUUAAUGUUCAGUUUGUGUAGUAUAAGUUAACUGACAUCGUCUCGGUGAACAGUAGGAGGUUGUCUACGACCCAUGACGAGGGAAGCUAACCUUGACAGUUAGCAAGCAGCUAUUGUCCGCAGCAGGGACAGCUGUAACCUGGCCCUCAGUCGGGACAACUGGGUGUGAUGUUAGCACUGAAGAGAAACUCAAGUGUCAUUAUGUUUUUUUAAAGUGAAAGAAGAAGUGACCGGUUGUUGACAUGGGUAAAGAUUACUAUAAAGUGUUGGGAAUCGCCAAAGGUGCCUCUGAAGAUGAGAUAAAAAAGGCAUACAGAAAACAGGCCUUACGCUUUCAUCCCGACAAAAACAAGUCUCCCGGAGCAGAAGACAAAUUCAAGGAGAUAGCUGAAGCCUAUGAUGUCCUCAGUGAUGUCAAGAAAAAGGACAUUUAUGAUCGCUUUGGAGAAGAAGGACUAAAGGGUACACCUGCUAGUGGAGGACACACUGGUCAAAGCUACAACUACACCUUCCAUGGAGACCCUCACGCAAUGUUCGCAGAGUUCUUCGGUGGCCGCAGCCCUUUCGAUCAUUUUUUCCCACAAAAUGGGCAUGAUGACAUGGACAUCGACGACCCUUUUGGUCAAUUUGGCAUGGGAAGAAUGGGUGGCAUGAGUGGCUUCCAAAGGUCCUUUAAAUCCCACCCAGGUGGCCCGCGCAGAGCGCACGAGAAGAAGAAGGACCCGCCCGUCAUGCACGAGCUAAAGGUGAGCCUGGAGGAGGUCUUCUCGGGCUGCACCAAAAAGAUGAAGAUUUCCCGGAAGCGACUGAAUCCGGACGGCUGCACCAUGCGUAACGAAGACAAGAUUUUAACGGUCGACAUCAAGCGCGGCUGGAAGGAAGGGACGAAAAUCACCUUUCCCAAAGAGGGAGACGAAACUCCCAGCAACAUUCCUGCAGAUGUGGUGUUUGUAGUUAAAGAUAAACCCCACCCGGUGUUCAGAAGAGAAGGCUCAGAUAUUAUAUAUCCUGCAAAAAUAUCCCUCAGAGAAGCGCUGUGUGGAUGCACAGUCAACGCCCCUACACUGGACGGGCGGACCAUCACUGUGUCCUCCAGAGACGUUGUCAAACCUGGGAUGAAAAAGCGAAUUGCUGGAGAGGGACUCCCUCUAUCCAAGUGCCCCGAGAAGAGGGGUGACAUGGUCCUGGACUUUACGGUGAAAUUUCCUGAAAAACUGGGCCAAAGCACACGAGAUGCACUAAAGCAGAUCCUUCCACCGUAACAAGUUAACAUUUCCAGCAACACACUCCUCUGCUCUUUAGACCGGACAACUGAGGCUCAGGGCAGAUUUGGUUCACUCUAUUAAGCGUCUAAAGACUUGGAAACUGACAGAGCAGCUUACAUAAGGGUUUGUGUGUGCGCUCAGUGGAGGUUGAUUAACAGGUUAACAUCAAAAUAAUAUCGCAAGUUUCUGAUAAAUUAGCUAAAUGAAACGUGAAGGAAUACUAGUUCCAUCCACUCCUGUUAUGCAAUUAUGAGAAUUACGAGUUCAUAGAGAUGAGCAGUCUGGAAACCAUUCCCCUUUGCAGAAAAGGGUGCAACAGUACGACUUAUAGAGCACCAGUCAAAGCUGAAAAACAAUAUAGAAAACUGGAUGGAAGUAACCCAUUUCUGUUUGUGUCAUGUAUUAACGUAGGGGAAUAUUACAUCUGGUCUGUGUGGAGCCAUUAGGUUUAAUCUGCCGCUAGUUUUCAUCUCUGGUGGCCCAGCACCUUCAGUGGAAGUUGAACUAGUUGAAGUUGAACUAGCAUGCUUCAUGUACGUCAUAAUUUAUUUGCUAGAUGUUUUUCCAUUGCACUUUGUCAUGUUUAGAUUUCACCGUUACACCAACUCUUUCAGCUGAGCCUAGAAUUGAAAUAUCUUUUGUGGUAAAUAGAGGAAAUUAUUAAUGAUGGUGUGUAUAAAGAUACUAAAGAAGUUGUCAUGUCAGGUGUGGUUGCAAGAAGGACACACUGUGUUUUUGAAGUAACAGUAGCAGUUUUUUGGGAGUGUUUUAAGGGAGCACGGAGCUAGCUGAUUGACAAAACCUCAGGUGCAGUGACGCAUGCUUUUAUGUGGUUUGAACUGCAUUACUCAAAAGGAUGUGAGUUUUGGUUGCCUUUAGAUCGAGUAAAGGCUAAAAUACAUCCUGAGAGGUUAAAUCAUUGGAUCUGACCCUCUGUAUUAGCACCAAAAGAUGACUUUUGAAGCAGAUCGGUGUCAGCCAGAUCUGAUAAUAAAUAAUAUACAUUGUUUGUCAAUUUGGUGUUUUAGUUAUCUACACUCUUUGUCACAGCAAAUCGCCGUUUUGUAGGGCCCGAUCUCAAACUGACUAUAAAAAUCCAUCCAUCGAUCAACCGCUUAUCAGGAGUUGGGUUUCGGGGGUAGCAGUUCUAGCAGAGGGCCCCAAAAUUCCCUUCCUAGAAAAAUACAAUUUAAAAAAUACACAAGUCUAAAAAUGAGUUCAACAUUAAAAAUGUUCAUUUGAGAUAAAGAGAACUGACAGGCUCUUUGUGUCGGCAGAUUUCAGAGUUAAGGUAUCAAACGGCUAUUGGGAGGGAGGGAAAUUGAUCCCUAAUGUUUACUUCUAAUGUUUAUCCAGCUCAUUACUUAUAUAAAAGAUAUGUGGGGAGACUUUUUGUGCCAAAUAUUUGUCCCUGUGUAGUUAAAAUAUGUCUGUCUAAAGUAUGUGGAGAGCAUGUGUAUAUCCUGUAACAGUAUGUGUGACUGACUAAGCUACCAAAAGCUAUUUACUGCACUCGUACCCUUUGAGGAUGCUUAAUUUACAGUUUGUAUUACAUUUCAGUUCCUACGUUUGACUUCAGUCGGGUCUAGACUAAAUAUUGCAGAGAAUAAGAUGAAGUGAAACCUGCAUUAAAUAUUUUAGUUUGAUUAUUUUAUCCUAUAUCUUUUAUUGCUCCAGGAUGUUCAGCUUCUGGAAAUAUGUAGUAAAAUUCACUCAACUCUGCAAUAUUCAGCAUGUGCACCUCGACUGUAUGAUGAUGGAAAUUAGUAAAUCAGUAUUGUUCUUUUUCCACUUUAAGUACAGUGGGGCAAAAAAGUAUUUAGUCAGCCACCAAUUGUGCAAGUUCUCCCAUUUAAAAAGAUGAGAGAGGCCUGUAAUUUUUAUUAUAGGUAUACCUCAACUAUGAGAGACAGAAUGAGAAAAAGAAAUCCAGAAAAUCUCAUUGUAGGAUUUUUUAUGAAUUUAUUUCAAAUUAUUGUGGAAAAUAAGUAUUUGGUCAAUAACAAAAGUUCAUCUCAAUACUUUGUUAUAUACCCUUUGUUGGCAAUGACAGAGGUCAAACGUUUUCUGUAAGUCUUCACAAGGUUUUCACACACUGUUGCCGGUAUUUUGGCCCAUUCCUCCAUGCAGAUCUCCUCUAAAGCAGUGAUGUUUUGGGGCUGUCGCUGGGCAACACAGACUUUCAACUCCCUCCAAAGAUUUUCUAUGGGGUUUGAGAUCUGGAGACUGGCUAGGCCACUCCAGGACCUUGAAAUGCUUCUUACGAAGCCACUCCUUCGUUGCCCUGGCGGUGUGUUUGGGAUCAUUGUCAUGCUGAAAGACCCAGCCACGCUUCAUCUUCAGUGCCCUUGCUGAUGGAAGGAGGUUUUCACUCAAAAUCUCACGAUACAUGGCCCCAUUCAUUCUUUCCUUUACACGGAUCAGUCGUCCUGGUCCCUUUGCAGAAAAACAGCCCCAAAGCAUGAUGUUUCCACCCCCAUGCUUCACAGUAUGGUGUUCUUUGGAUGCAACUCUGCAUUCUUUCUCCUCCAAACACGACGAGUUGAGUUUUUACCAAAAAGUUCUAUUUUGGUUUCAUCUGACCAUAUGACAUUCUCCCAAUCCUCUUCUGGAUCAUCCGAAUGCCUAGCAAACUUCAGACGGGCCUGGACAUGUACUGGCUUAAGCAGGGGGACACGUCUGGAACUGCAGGAUUUAAGUCCCUGGCGGCGUAGUGUGUUACUGAUGGUAGCCUCUGUUACUUUGGUCCCAGCUCUCUGCAGGUCAUUCACUAGGUCCCCCCGUGUGGUUCUGGGAUUUUUGCUCACCGUUCUUGUGAUCAUUUUGACCCCACGGGGUGAGAUCUUGCGUGGAGCCCCAGAUCGAGGGAGAUUUGCAGUGGUCUUGUAUGUCUUCCAUUUUCGAAUAAUUGCUCCCACAGUUGAUUUCUUCACACCAAGCUGCUUACCUAUUGCAGAUUCAGUUUUCCCAGCCUGGUGCAGGUCUACAAUUUUGUCUCUGGUCUCCUUUGACAGCUCUUUGGUCUUGGCCAUAGUGGAGUUUGGAGUAUGACUGUUUGAGGUUGUGGACAGGUGUGUUUUAUACUGAUAACGAGUUCAAAAAGGUGCCAUUAAUACAGGUAACGAGUGGAGGACAGAGGAGCCUCUUAAAGAAGAAGUUACAGGUCUGUGAGAGCCAGAAAUCUUGCUUGUUUGUAGGUGACCAAAUACUUAUUUUACUGAGGAAUUUACCAAUUAAUUCAUUAAAAAUCAGACAAUGUGAUUUCCUGGAUUUUUUUUACAGGUCUCAUCUUUUUAAAUGGGAGAACUUGCACAAUUGGUGGCUGACUAAAUACUUUUUUGCCCCACUGUAUUUUGGUGUUGCCUGCUCCUGUGGGAGUUUUACGUUUCUUACAUGGGGUUUAAGAUGAAUGUAUGUGUAAGCCCCGUUUUUGUUUCCCUCAUUUUUCCUUUUUUUAAAGGCAAAAUGUGUCACCAUCAUCUAGUUUUACCUCCUGUUUUUAUGUUGUUUUUAAAAUGCCUCAGGUUGGAGUUCAAGAUAUUUUGAUUUUUAGCUGUGAGGCUUAAAUGGAUUGAUAAUGAGAUUGAGACAUUUUCAAUAGAUCCUAUGCUGUGAUGAUUUGCAUUUCCAUAUUAAAAAGACUGGCAAGUAUCUAACCAA
Eleginops maclovinus (Patagonian blennie) is the source of this 5011-nucleotide messenger RNA. It is a transcript of the gene dnajb1a, whose product is annotated as DnaJ heat shock protein family (Hsp40) member B1a. Gene Ontology annotation, molecular function: Hsp70 protein binding; transcription corepressor activity. The record is from RefSeq and is a predicted model, not a curated record. The coding region runs from base 329 to 1348 and encodes 339 amino acids. Lineage: Eukaryota; Metazoa; Chordata; Actinopteri; Perciformes; Eleginopidae. Gene Ontology annotation, biological process: negative regulation of transcription by RNA polymerase II. Gene Ontology annotation, cellular component: cytosol. The transcript is spliced from 3 exons.